UCCCGUGAGCAGGGGCUGUGUGGCUCAGCCUGGAAGAGCUGCGCUGUGCAGCAGCCGGGGUAGCAGCAGAGGGAGCCGAGGCGCUCUGGGCAGAGGAGGCUGGGGGAUCGCAGUGUCUGUGCUGCAUUCCCCAAAGCAGCCGCCGCGGUGGCCCGCGCUGUGUGAAGUUCCCUGCACGCACUCAGCCGCGACGCUCCUCGCCCUCAAUUGAGGAACCUUGGCGCUCGUCAACGCACGGGAGACAACCGAUUUUGCUUUCUUAGACAGGGAUGAGAAAUGAGCUGCCGAAGGAAUUUGGCAAUGAGGAGAGUGAAAGGCAGUCUCACGCCAGCAGCUAAGUUGUAAAAUUGCUUUGGAGGCUGCUGCCUGGGGAGCACGAUAGAAUUGACAAGAACAGACACCGUUGUAGACCAAAGGCAUGCCUGAUUGCACUUGAGUCGGAUCGCUGGGAUGCAGCCUCCUCUCCUGCUAUAACUAUUUGUGGCUGAAUAAAGGAAAGGAGACUGGAAACAGGAUUCCAAGUGGUAUUCCUGAAAGGAAAACACACACAGUCCAAAAGGAGGGGAGAAACAGCCCAGCUGGUGUGUACCUUUUUUUUUUUUUUUUAAAGGCGAAUCCCUCAGACUUUUACAACUUCCCCUUCAGCCUGUCUCUAUUCUCAACAGCCAGUCUCCCUCGGUCCAAGUCUCAUGUUCAAGGCUCCUGAGAAAUUAUCCAAGUGAUAUUCACCAUUGCUCAUGAGUCCACAUAUAUUCUUACCAUUGGCCACUUCUCUUUCCACACAAAGUGGAUGAUCAGGCCCUGACCUUGGAAUAGCCAACCUGCCUAAGUUGACAAUUAAAGCUUCUUUGGAGCUCUGCCACUCUUACGAUUUAUUCCUGGGCCUGGUGCUCAGCUUUUCCUGCAUCUGCUGCAAGAGCAUCUAGACUUGCCAAAGAUCAAGUUACCAACUGCUUUCAUUGUGAUUAUUUAUUCCCAGAUGCUGUUUGAGACACUCUGCGAAGUUAUGUGGAAAUGAGAGAGAUUCAUGAAACCCCUUCGCCAGGAGAGAAUGUCUUCCAUAAUUGGAGCUUUGCUUCUGGUUUUCACAGGACAUUGACACAGCAGUGGAGCCCUGGCUGCCCUGCCUGCUAUUUUCAAUAAUUCACAGAACAUCUGAACAGAGAUGCUUGCCUUGGAUUUACAGAUUUUCAUCCCAAUACCUUGUUUACUUCUCUGGGGCAGAAAAGCUUGCACUAAUUGCUCUCCAUGGUGGCUAAUCUUUUCAAGAGCCUGAUUUUACCUUACAUACAUAAGCUUUGCAAAGGAAUGUUUACAAAGAAAUUGGGAAAUACAACCAAAAAAAAAGAGAGUCAUCAGCAGAAAAAGGAUCAAGACUUUACUACUGCUGGCCAGACCAAAACCCCCAAAUUUUCUAAUACCUUAAAAAGCACUGUAAAGAAGAUUGCAAAGUGUUCAUCUACUCGUAACUUAUCCACUGAAGAAGAAGAGGCUAAUAAAGAGUUUUCCCUCUCACCAACAUUCAGUUACCGAGUAGCUAUUGCCAAUGGCCUACAAAAGAAUAUUAAUGUAACCAACAGUGAUAAUGAGGAUCGGCUUCAAGAGUUAUCUUCAAUUGAGAGUUCCUAUUCAGAAUCACUCAAUGAACUAAGGAGUAGUACAGAAAACCAGGCACAAUCAACACACACAAUGCCAGUUAGACGCAAUAGAAAGAGUUCAAGCAGCCUAGCUCCCUCUGAGGGCAGCUCUGAUGGAGAACGCACUCUACAUAGCUUGAAACUAGGAGCGUUACGCAAACUGAGAAAAUGGAAAAAGAGUCAGGAGUGUGUCUCAUCAGAUUCAGAGUUGAGCACAAUGAAGAAAACCUGGGGAAUAAGAAGUAAAUCUUUGGACAGAACUGCACGAAACCCAAAGACAAAUGCCCUGGAGCCAGGAUUCAGUUCCUCUGGGUGCAUUAGCCAAACACAUGAUGUCAUGGAAAUGAUCUUUAAGGAACUUCAGGGUAUAAGUCAGAUUGAAACAGAACUUUCUGAACUACGAGGGCAUGUCAACGCUCUUAAGCAUUCCAUCGAUGAAAUCUCCAGCAGUGUGGAGGUUGUACAAAGUGAAAUUGAACAGCUUCGUACAGGGUUUGUCCAGUCUCGAAGGGAAACCAGAGACAUCCAUGAUUAUAUUAAACACUUAGGUCAUAUGGGUAGCAAAGCAAGCCUGAGAUUUCUAAAUGUCCCUGAAGAAAGAUUUGAAUAUGUUGAAAGUGUGGUAUACCAAAUUCUAAUCGAUAAAAUGGGUUUCUCAGAUGCACCGAAUGCUAUUAAAAUCGAAUUUGCUCAAAGGAUAGGCCACCAGAGGGACUGCCCAAAUGCAAAGCCUCGACCCAUACUUGUGUACUUUGAAACCCCUCAGCAAAGGGAUUCUGUCUUAAAAAAAUCCUACAAACUCAAAGGAACAGGAAUUGGAAUCUCAACAGAUAUUCUUACUCAUGACGUAAGAGAAAGAAAAGAGAGAGGGAUACCGUCCUCCCAGACAUAUGAGAGCAUGGAUAUAAAGCUGUCUACUCCAGAGCCCAAAAGCAAGAAGAACAAUUGGCAGUCACCUGAUGACAGUGAUGGAGAACUGGAAUCUGACCUCAAUAGAAACAGUUAUGCUGUGCUUUCCAAGUCAGAGUUUCCAACAAAAGGAAGUACUUCCAAGUCAAGUUCAAAAUCACACAAUGCUAGAGCCAAGAAUAAAACUGCUAGUAGCAGCAGAAUAUCAAAUAAAUCUGAUUAUGAUAAAAUUUCCUCACAAUUGCCAGAAUCAGAUAAUUUGGAAAAACAAACUACAACCCAUUAUGCAGAUGCUACACCCCUCUGGCAUUCACAGAGUGAUUUUUUCACUGCUAAACUUAGUCGUUCUGAAUCAGAUUUUUCCAAAUUAUGUCAGUCCUACUCAGAGGAUUUUUCAGAAAAUCAGUUUUUCCCUAGAACUAAUGGAAGCUCCCUCCUGUCAUCUUCAGACCGGGAACUUUGGCAGAGGAAACAGGAGGACACACCCACCUUGUAUGACAGUCUGCAGGAUCAACAUUUGAAUGUGGCCGUUCAGGGUGUCCAAGGGCCGAGUGAAAUUGAGAACACAGAAACUGUGGAUAGUGGAAUGAGUAAUGGCAUGGUGUGUGCAUCUGGAGACCAAAGUCAUUAUAGCGAUUCUCAGCUCUCUUUACACGAGGAUCUUUCUCCAUGGAAGGAAUGGAAUCAGGUAGAGCAAGGAGCUGACUUAGGUUUAGAUUCAUCCACCCAGGAAGCUUUUGACUAUGACACAAACAGUCUAUCUGAUCAGCAACUAGAUGUUUACAAUAAAGACCUAGAAGACUUGGGAAAGUGCCACAGUGACCUUCAAGAUGAUUCUGAGAGCUAUGAUUUCACCCAAGAUGACAACUCAUCUCCAUGCCCUGGGUUGGAUAAUGAACCACAAGGCCAAUGGGUUGGCCGAUAUGAUUCUUAUCAGGAAUCUAAUUCUAAUGAGCUGUACCAAAAUCAAAACCAAUUGCCCAUGAUGUAUCGAAGUCAAAGUGAAUUGCAAAGUGAUGACUCAGAGGAUGCCCCACCCAAAUCUUGGCAUAGUCGAUUAAGUAUUGACCUUUCUGAUAAGGCUUUCAGCUUCCCAAAAUUUGGAUCUACAUUACAGAGGGCUAAAUCAGCCUUGGAAGUGGUAUGGAACAAAAGCACACAGAGUCUCAGUGGGUGUGAAGACAGUGGCUCUUCCUUAAUGGGGAGAUUUCGGACAUUAUCCCAAUCAACUGCAAAUGAAUCAAGUACCACCCUUGACUCUGAUGUCUACACUGAGCCUUUUUACUACAAAGCAGAGGAUGAGGAGGACUAUAGUGAACCAGUGGCUGAUAAUGAAACAGAUUAUGUUGAAGUGAUGGAACAAGUCCUUGCUAAGCUGGAAAACAGGACUAGUAUGACUGAAACAGAUGAACAAAUGCAGGUAUAUGAUCACCCUUCAUAUGAAACACCCUAUGAAACCCCACAAGAUGAGGGUUAUGAUGGGCAGGGAGAUGAUGUGGUUAGUGAAGGGGGAUUGAAACCAUUAAAUGAAACAUCAGCUGAAAUGGAAAUAAAAGAAGAUGAAAACCAAAACAUCUCGGAACAGCCAGUGGAAAUCACAAAGCCAAGGAGAAUCCGUCCCUCUUUCAAAGAAGCAGCUUUAAAAGCCUAUAAGAAGCAAAUGGCAGAAUUGGAAGAGAAGAUCCUGGCUGGAGAUAGCAGUUCUGUGGAUGAAAAGGCUCGAAUAAUAAGUGGCCAUGAUUUGGACGCUUCCAAAUUCUCUGGACUCCAGGCGAUUGGUGGGGCUGGGCGAGGACUUUAUGGCAUUGACAGUAUGCCAGAUCUGCGCAGGAAAAAAACUUUGCCUAUUGUACGAGAUGUGGCUAUGACUCUGGCUGCCCGGAAAUCUGGACUCUCCCUGGCUAUGGUGAUUAGGACAUCACUAAACAAUGAGGAACUGAAAAUACAUGUCUUCAAGAAGACCUUGCAGGCACUGAUCUACCCCAUGUCCUCUACCACCCCCCACAAUUUCGAAGUCUGGACGGCAACAACACCCACCUACUGUUAUGAGUGUGAAGGGCUCCUGUGGGGUAUUGCCCGGCAAGGCAUGAAGUGUUUGGAGUGUGGAGUGAAGUGCCAUGAAAAGUGUCAGGACCUCCUAAAUGCUGACUGUUUGCAGAGAGCAGCAGAAAAGAGUUCUAAGCAUGGUGCCGAAGACAAGACUCAGACCAUUAUUACAGCUAUGAAAGAAAGAAUGAAGAUUAGGGAGAAAAACAGGCCAGAGGUGUUUGAAGUAAUUCAGGAAAUGUUUCAGAUUUCUAAAGAAGAUUUUGUGCAGUACACAAAGGCAGCCAAGCAGAGUGUACUGGAUGGGACAUCUAAGUGGUCAGCAAAAAUAACCAUUACAGUGGUCUCGGCACAAGGCUUACAGGCAAAAGACAAAACAGGGUCGAGUGACCCAUAUGUUACUGUUCAAGUGGGAAAGAACAAAAGAAGAACAAAAACCAUUUUUGGAAACUUGAAUCCGGUAUGGGAUGAGAAGUUUUAUUUUGAAUGCCAUAACUCCACAGAUCGAAUCAAAGUCAGAGUGUGGGAUGAAGAUGAUGACAUUAAAUCCAGAGUCAAGCAACAUUUCAAAAAGGAGUCAGAUGAUUUUUUGGGACAGACAAUUGUAGAAGUGAGGACCCUGAGUGGAGAGAUGGAUGUCUGGUACAACUUAGAGAAACGGACAGAUAAGUCAGCUGUGUCUGGGGCCAUUCGAUUGAAAAUCAAUGUGGAAAUAAAAGGAGAGGAGAAGGUUGCCCCAUACCAUAUACAAUAUACAUGUUUACAUGAGAAUCUCUUCCAUUACUUGACUGAAGUGAAGUCUAAUGGUGGAGUGAAAAUCCCAGAGGUCAAAGGGGAGGAAGCCUGGAAGGUUUUCUUUGAUGAUGCUUCCCAAGAAAUAGUCGAUGAAUUUGCCAUGCGUUAUGGGAUUGAAUCCAUUUAUCAAGCUAUGACGCACUUCUCAUGUUUGUCUUCUAAAUACAUGUGCCCUGGUGUCCCUGCUGUCAUGAGCACCUUGUUGGCGAAUAUAAAUGCUUUCUAUGCUCACACAACAGUUUCAACAAAUGUACAGGUUUCUGCCUCAGAUCGAUUUGCCGCUACCAACUUUGGUAGGGAAAAAUUCAUAAAACUACUGGACCAAUUGCAUAACUCUUUAAGGAUUGACCUGUCAAAGUAUAGGGAAAACUUUCCUGCCAGCAACGCUGAACGGUUGCAAGACCUGAAAUCAACUGUUGACCUGCUAACAAGUAUCACCUUUUUUAGGAUGAAGGUUCUGGAGCUGCAAAGCCCCCCAAAGGCCAGCAUGGUGGUGAAGGACUGUGUUAGAGCCUGCCUGGAUUCUACGUACAAGUAUAUUUUUGACAAUUGCCAUGAACUCUAUUCUCAGCUAAUAGACCUGAGUAAGAAACAGGAUAUUCCUCGGGAAGAUCAGGGACCGACCACCAAGAAUUUGGAUUUUUGGCCCCAACUUAUUACACUGAUGGUCACUAUUAUUGAUGAGGAUAAAACUGCCUAUACACCUGUCCUGAAUCAGUUUCCUCAAGAAAUGAACAUGGGAAAAAUAAGUGCUGAAAUUAUGUGGACCCUUUUUGCUCAAGAUAUGAAAUAUGCACUAGAAGAACAUGAGAAGCAGCGGUUAUGCAAGAGCACCGAUUAUAUGAAUUUGCAUUUCAAAGUGAAAUGGUUUUAUAAUGAAUAUGUGCGAGAACUUCCUGCCUUCAAGGAUGCCGUUCCUGAAUACUCCUUGUGGUUUGAGCCUUUUGUAAUGCAGUGGCUGGAUGAAAAUGAAGAUGUAUCAAUGGAGUUCCUUCAUGGAGCACUAGGAAGAGACAAAAAAGAUGGAUUCCAGCAGACAUCUGAUCAUGCCCUCUUCUCUUGUUCCGUGGUUGAUGUCUUCACUCAGCUUAAUCAGAGCUUUGAGAUUAUUAAGAAACUGGAAUGCCCUAAUCCUGAAGCAUUAUCUCACUUAAUGAGAAGAUUUGCGAAGACUAUCAAUAAAGUACUGCUUCAGUAUGCUGCAAUUGUAUCAAGUGACUUCAGUUCAUAUUGCAAUAAGGAAAAUGUGCCCUGUAUAUUGAUGAACAAUAUUCAGCAACUGCGGGUCCAGCUGGAAAAAAUGUUUGAAUCCAUGGGAGGGAAAGAGAAGAAGGAAGGAGAAAGAUUCUUUUAUGAGCUAGAUCCUGAAGCUAGUACUAUUCUAAAAGAACUUCAAGUUAAACUCAACAGGGUUCUGGAUGAGCUCAGCAUCACUUAUGGUGAAAGCUUCCAGCUUAUCAUUGAAGAAUGUAUAAAACAGAUGAGUUUUGAAUUAAACCAAAUGAGAACAAAUGGAAAUACUGCAUCUAAUAAGAACAGCACAGCAAUGGAUGCAGAGAUUGUAUUAAGACCCCUCAUGGACUUCUUGGACAAAAUAUUAAGUCUCUCAGCAAAAAUCUGUGAGAAAACAGUCCUGAAGCGAGUUUUGAAGGAGUUAUGGAAGCUAGUUCUUAACAAAAUAGAAAAACAAAUUGUUCUCCCUCCUCUGACAGAUCAAACAGGACCUCAGAUGAUUUUCAUCGCAGCUAAAGAUCUUGGACAAUUAUCCAAACUGAAGGAGCACAUGAUUCGGGAGGAUGCCAAGGGUCUGACCCCAAGACAGUGUGCUGUAAUGGAGAUGGUCUUGGCUACCAUCAAGCAAUACUUUCAUGCAGGAGGAAAUGGCCUGAAAAAGAAUUUCUUGGAGAAAAGCCCAGAUCUUCAGUCUCUGAGAUAUGCUCUCAGUCUUUAUACCCAAACUACUGAUGCCUUGAUAAAGAAAUUCAUAGACACUCAGACCUCACAGAGUCGCCCCUCCAAAGAUUCAGUGGGUCAGAUAUCUGUUCAUGUGGACAUCACCGCUACCCCAGGAACUGGAGAGCAUAAAGUCACUGUAAAAGUGAUUGCUAUUAAUGACCUAAACUGGCAGACCACUGCAAUGUUCCGGCCCUUUGUGGAAGUUUGUAUACUGGGACCUAACCUUGGAGACAAGAAGAGAAAACAAGGCACCAAGACAAAAAGCAACACAUGGUCACCAAAGUACAAUGAAACAUUUCAAUUCAUUCUGGGUAAUGAAAACCGGCCCGGGGCCUAUGAACUUCAUCUCUCAGUUAAAGAUUACUGCUUUGCCAGAGAAGAUCGAAUUAUCGGAAUGACGGUAAUUCAGCUACAGAACAUAGCAGAAAAGGGAAGCUAUGGGGCAUGGUAUCCCCUUCUGAAAAAUGUCUCUAUGGAUGAAACUGGUUUGACUAUCCUUAGAAUACUCUCUCAGAGGACCAGUGAUGACGUGGCUAAAGAAUUUGUAAGACUGAAAUCUGAAACGAGAUCUGCUGAAGAGAGUGCUUGAAACAAAUACUGCAAGAUAUCAUCUUUGAGAAUUCAUAAACUCUGACUACUGCAUGCAUGUGCAAAUACAUGGGAAUGUUUAGUUCACUACGUUUCAGUGUUUGCCAGUACUCAAGUACAAUGUCUACAAAGUAUGUGGAAAACCAAUUCUGGUCUUUGGGAAAUAAAUGUUCCAUGAAGUGCCAAAAUUAUGAUGUAAAGUGAAAUAUCCAGAGUAUCUUUUAAAAUGUUUCAUUUCAUUACCAAUUUCUCAUCCUUUAAACAUACUAAAAAAACAAGUCAUUUUUUCAGUUUGUCCAUUGUCUUUGUUCAAUUCACUUGUAUUGCCCAUAGAUCAAAAAGCAUUUGUUACCAAAUUCUGUUUUAUUUAGACUUACCUCAUUGUAGAUGUCAUACAAGUAACUUUUUCUAUCAUAACUAGAAAUAUAGUCACUUCUAGAAAGUGUUUGUAAUUUUAUAGUUGCAGAUCUAUUGUGAUGAUUUUUGCAUACAAAUUAAAAUAGAAAAGGUGGGAAAUAUUUUAUGCCGACCAGUUUCCAACCUUUCUGAAAUAUCACUGUGAAGAAAUGCUAUUAAAGCAAACUUAUACAAAGCAAUGCUAAAUAGAGUUUGUUAACAAUGUUUGAUAUAUUGACAAAACUUUGUUCUUUAAAACUGCCAAGGUCACAUCACAUUUGUAAAAAAAAAAAAAAAGGUAAUACAUUUACCAUCUAGCAUUAUGUCUUGGCUUUACCAAAUGUCAUUCUUUAGAAAGUCAUAGGAUUAAGGGUCUAGAGAUGCAAUGGAGGGUUUGUUUCUUCAAAUUACCUAUAAUAAAUAACUAUACUGUUAGUGUUUCACCUCUGACAGUUAUGACUAUCUCCUUAUUUACUUAGCACUUUACUCAGUUAAAUGCUUUUUUCUUUUAAAAAAAUAUUCGACGAUUUAUACUGAAUGCAGCAUUACUAUAUAUUGCACUGGAGCAAAAAGACACGUCUUCAUUUAUUUAGUGAAAAAUAUAAACUAAGAUCUGAAGAAACUGCUUAUAAUUUUGUAACAUGUUAUUUACAAGCCCAAAAUGCAUCAGAUACAAUAGGAAAACAACUUAAUACAGCUUGGUACAUUAAAAUAGAACUAGAUCGGAUUUUGAAUAUGAAAUAGUUUAUGAAUAUUUGCAUUUUCUGUAUUUUUAUGGUUUGGCUUUUUAGAGUCUGUAUCUAAAUACUUGGCUGUAGAACAGUACCUUGUAAUUGUAACUUCUGGUCAUAACUGUUAGUGGACAACAUACACAUGUAGAAACAAGAACCUGUUACAGUGAUUAUGUUUUGUGAACAAGCUGGUCUGCUAUGUUAAGGACAGAAAUGACUGGUAUCAUGACUCUCAGAACCAUUUUGCUACUGGGUGUGAAAACAGACCAGUGAGAUCCACUAAUUCAUGUUAAAUUGUUAGGCAAUUGCUUUGUUAAUGACUUCUCCAAAUGCAUAGUACAAUGCUAUCCUCCGGCAUAUGCAUUAAUAAAUGGAUGUAUAUUGAACACACA
Zalophus californianus (California sea lion) is the source of this 9450-nucleotide messenger RNA. RefSeq names its product unc-13 homolog C (gene UNC13C). The transcript is spliced from 38 exons. Gene Ontology annotation, biological process: presynaptic dense core vesicle exocytosis; synaptic vesicle maturation; synaptic vesicle priming. NCBI's taxonomy places the organism in Eukaryota, Metazoa, Chordata, Mammalia, Carnivora, Otariidae. The record is from RefSeq and is a predicted model, not a curated record. Bases 1249 to 7932 code for a protein of 2227 amino acids. Gene Ontology annotation, cellular component: terminal bouton; synaptic vesicle membrane; neuromuscular junction. Gene Ontology annotation, molecular function: diacylglycerol binding; syntaxin-1 binding; calcium ion binding.